AUUUUUCACUGGAAAAGUUUGAAAUUUCACUAUGACGAGCUCCUAACUUUCGUCUUUUUCUUCUAGAAGUUUCACAAUUGUCCCUUCAGAAGUUUUCCAGAAAAAUACUAAAAUGUAAAAGAGUGCAAUUUUGCUAAAUUUAGAUUUUGCAAGUAGAUUUCCAAUAAUUUUCUAUUAUGUUAUUUUUCACAGGAAAAUUUUGAAAUUUUACUAUGAUGAGCUCCUAACUUUCCUCUUUUUUCUUCUAAAAGUUUCACAAUUUUCCCUUUAGCAGUUUUCCAGAAAAAUAAUAGAAUAUGCAUUUUUGCAUCACCAAAAACAUACUCUCGUGCUUGUAAAAAAAAAACAAUUUUCUGAAAUUUUUUAUGCACCAAUAUUUCUAUAUAAUUCAUUAAACUAUUGCACGGUGUUGCAAGAUUAUGCCCAACUUCCCUAACUUGAGAACUCCAUAAGAAUAUUAUUAUAUUAUGCGAUGUAGAAUAUUGCUGGAAUUCGAAUAGGUAUGAAAUAACUCUCCAGACUAUUUUGUCUAGCCAUGUUACGUCUUUGAGAAAAUAUCUUAAUAUAUUGGAGGGUAUCUCACUUAAAUUACCUGAAGACAGUCUGAGAAAAUUGUCUUAAAUGACUCCAAUUAACCUGGAAAACGUCACAAAGAAGUAAAUUUUAAAUACUAAUCUUCAAAAUCCCAAAAUAUCUAUAUUACAAAACCAUAAAUUUUACCACAAUAUUAUUGUUAUAAAUCGAAAGUCAUAUUUUAACCGGUUUUUUCCACAUUAUGCUAAUUUGCAGUAUCAUCUAAACAACGUUGCCCUCGAAAAUCAUUAAUCUCAAUUUUGACCCGAGAAGUCACACUAUUACAGAAGAAAUUUUCGUUAUCAUCACACAAACAAAAAUGUUAAAUUGCAAAUCAUUUCGGGAGCUGAUGAAAUUUUUCAAAAUAAAUUUAAGAGCCCCAAUAAUAAUUUCUUAGUUUAAUAUAAUAAAAGCUUCAAGAAUUUUGAUGAUAAGUAUACAAAAGUGUGGCACUCUUAAGUAUGAAUUAACGUAAUAGUUUAGUAUAAAAUGUGACUUUUAAAAUAGUAACUUUGCAUUAUUAAUUUUGUUCCUCAUUAUAAAGAUUGUCUAAAAAUCAUGGCUGAAAACGUUAUAACAACAAGAUCCCUUGGUGCCGCAGUGGAAGGCGUCAAAGACCAAUACGCCGAUGGAAAAGCCGCCAAAGUUUGGGAAGUUUUCAUUGGCGACAAAAAUUCCAGGACGCAAAACUACAAAAACUUUUUGGUCGGCAUGUUGAGAGAAAAGGGCUGCAAAAGGGUGUUGGACGUUGCUUGUGGUACCGGAAUCGACUCGAUAAUGCUGGUGGAAGAAGGUUUUGAGGUGGUUUCCGUAGAUGCUUCUGAUAAAAUGUUGAAGUAUGCUCUGAAGUCCAGGUGGAAUAAGAGGAAGGAUGCUGCUUUUGAUAAAUGGAUUAUUGAAGAAGCAAAUUGGCUGACACUCUACGACGACAUUGAAGAUUUAGUAGGCGAAGGAUUUGAUGCUGUCAUUUGCUUGGGUAACUCUUUCGCCCAUUUAUUGGACAACUAUGGCGACCAAAGGGAACAAAAACAAGCCUUAAGGAAUUUCGAAAAAUGCGUCAAACCAGGUGGAUUUUUGUUAAUCGACCACAGAAAUUACGAUGACAUUAUUAACAGUGGCUCUACAGCUUCAAAAAGCAUUUAUUACAAUCCUACUCAUACAACAGACAUCAGAACAUCAGUAUUGUACGUCAGUGGAAAGCCAGCUUUAGUCAGCUUAGAUUAUUUAAUCGAUUUAAGUUCAGACAAAGAACAAAAGGAUUUGAUUGGCUGCGAAGACACCAUUAGUGAAUUCCGCUUGUCCUACUACCCUCACCGUUUGAAAAUCUUCACCGCCAUGUUGGAACAAGCCUUCGGAGAAAAUUCCAAAUUCCGAAUAUUUGGAGAUUUUAAAACGCUGGACGAAAUCGACAUUCCGAAUUUCUACAUUCAUGUAAUUGAAAAAUCUAGUACCCAUUUUUAGAUUAUUAGUUGUUAAUUGUUGUAAAUAUAUUUAAUUUAUUUUUUUAUAAAUAUUGUUUUUGUUUAAUAUGAAGCGCCAUCUAUUAGAAGCGUAUUGUACGAUUACCGAUUACAGUUUUCUACUUGUUGAAUGACUGAGGUACUUAAGUUAACUUUGAUUCAAUCAAUACAGAUGGCUUAUAUUACAAUAUAUUUAUUUUCAAUUAUUGCGUAAAAGCAUCUCACGACUGAAUUGGUCAAAUGGGACAAAUUGGUAUUAGAUGGAAUGUGUGUACUUUUCUCACGUAAAUCAAUUUAAUUUGAAGUAGUAAAACCGAGCAAUUUGAGGUUAAAUGUCUAAAAGAGAAUAAUUGAAUUUAGAAAUAAAAAUGUAAUUAUUGCAUUAUUGGGUUUUAAUGGAAGUUAAUUUGUUUUUUAUUUGAGACUCGCCCUGAAUUUUUUAAAUGCUUUUUGAAAUAAAAGAAUUAUUAACAAUUAUUUGUUGCUUGUAUUAUUGAUUAAAAUGAUUUUUAUUCAAUUGAUAAGCAAAGUAAAUUUGAAAAAUUC
This is a messenger RNA of Ceutorhynchus assimilis (cabbage seed weevil), 2579 nucleotides long. NCBI's taxonomy places the organism in Eukaryota, Metazoa, Arthropoda, Insecta, Coleoptera, Curculionidae. The record is from the annotation of a GenBank genome assembly.